Messenger RNA from Zophobas morio, 3217 nucleotides. It is a transcript of the gene LIMK1, whose product is annotated as LIM domain kinase 1. Lineage: Eukaryota; Metazoa; Arthropoda; Insecta; Coleoptera; Tenebrionidae. The transcript has 7 exons. Gene Ontology annotation, molecular function: ATP binding; protein serine/threonine kinase activity; protein binding. Gene Ontology annotation, cellular component: cytoplasm; nucleus. Bases 66 to 2954 code for a protein of 962 amino acids. The record is from RefSeq and is a predicted model, not a curated record. Gene Ontology annotation, biological process: actin cytoskeleton organization; protein phosphorylation.
CCGCCUUUAGCUCCUUCAGUCGCCAUCAUGGAAACUUAGUAGCUGUCAACACACGAAACCAAAACAUGCAAGAACAGCCCCAAACCGAUGAGGCCCCCGACAACGUCUGCGCUGGCUGCCUCAACAUCCUCGACGAGGAAGACGUGAUCUGCGCCCUCAACCAAGAAUGGCACCUGGAAUGCUUUCGUUGCUCGGCCUGCGACGCCCCCUUGUCGAACUGGUACUUCGAGAAAGACGGGCUGUUGUUCUGCAAGGACGACUACUGGGCCAGGUACGGCGAGUCGUGCCAGCAGUGCAGCCAGAUCAUCACGGGCCCCGUCAUGGUGGCCGGAGAGCACAAGUUCCACCCGGAGUGCUUCUGCUGUAGCUCGUGCGGGGCGUUCAUCGGAGAUGGAGACUCGUAUGCGUUAGUGGAGCGCUCGAAGCUUUACUGUGGACAGUGUUACAAGAGGCAGAUGCAGCCGCUGAAGAGGACGGCGAGGUGCCCGUUCGUGCGCAAGCCGCACUCGAUAAGGCUGGUGGAGGUGCCGGGGGGGCACAAGGGGAUCAAACUGUCGAGGGAUUCGAUAGGGACGGACAACAGCCAGUGUUUCACGAUCUCAGAGAUGGUCUGGAAACUCCAAGGCAAACUCCUCCAGGUGGCUUUCGCUUUUCUAACAAACGCUAUUAACAUGUGCUGCUAUUUGCUGCCCUCACAUAGACUCGACAUGAACGACGACCUCAUGUCGCUCCACAUCGGCGACAAAAUCCUCGAAAUCAACGGCACCCCGGUCAAAGACACCGCCGUCGACACGGUGGAGAACCUCCUCAGGUACUCGGACACGGUCCUCCAGCUCACCAUCGAGCACGACCCCGACACCAUCGCCCAAAAAAUCAUCCACAAAACGUCGCUGCCUCAGAGCACCAACCCCCUCACCACGACAGCCAGUGAUACCAACAUUCCGACGAUGAAGGUGACCAUUCCGGGGGAGAGUCUGGGUGGGAGCACGGGGUCGGUGGGCGAGGUGGCGGAGGUGAAGCCGGCGAGCAAGGAGAGGUUGUUCAAGAGGCGCGACGAGGGGUACAUGAGCGGGACGAGGUCGCGCCAGCUGAGGAGGAAGAACCACCUGGCGGAGAACCGCCAGAGCUUGGACAAGGAGCGGAGCUCGUCGAUGAGUAGACUACUCGAUGAAGCUCCGAACUCCAAGCGGUGUCUAGAGUUAUCACGGGCCUACUCCUUCUUGGAACCUAGACCCCAGCAGCGCGUCUUCCGGGCCUCAGAUCUCGUCAAGGGGGAGCUCCUCGGUCAGGGCUUCUUCGGACAAGUGUUCAAGGUGACGACGCGCGACACCGCCGAGGUGAUGGUGCUCAAGGAGCUGUACCGCGUGGACGAGGAGGCGCAGAAGAACUUCCUCAAGGAGGUGGCGGUGCUGCGCAGUCUGCACCACAAUAACGUGCUCAGGUUCAUCGGGGUGCUGUACAAGGAGCGGCGGCUCCACCUGGUGACGGAGUACAUCUCGGGGGGCACGCUGACGGAGCUGAUCCACGACACGGCGCAGCCGCUCCCGUGGGAGCAGAGGGUGUCCUUCGCCAAGGACAUCGCGGCGGGGAUGGCGUACCUGCACUCGAUGAAUAUCAUCCACAGGGAUCUGAACUCGCAUAAUUGUCUCGUCAGGGAGGAUAAGACUGUGAUCGUCGCCGAUUUCGGGCUGGCGAGGAUCGUUUCGCAUACGACGAAUAGCGCGAGGAGGGUGUCGCCCAAGGCGGCCUCGGGGAGGAAGCAGGAGAGGAAGAAGAGGUACACGGUGGUGGGGAACCCGUACUGGAUGGCGCCCGAGAUGAUGAAGGGGAACAAGUACGACGAGAAGGUCGAUAUUUUUAGUUUCGGGAUUAUUUUGUGUGAGAUUAUUGGCCGCGUUCUUGCCGACCCCGAUUUCUUGCCACGGUCGAACGAUUUCGGCCUCAACCAGAACACCUUCAAGGAGAAGUUCUGCACGUCUUGCCCCGAAGCGUUCUACCAAGUCGCGUUUCUCUGUACAGAUCUCAACCCGGACAAAAGACCCCCUUUCGAGGUGAUGGAGGUGUGGCUCGAAAGCCUAUCCAUGCACCUCUCGGUGGGCAUGCCCCUCCCCCCCGACCUCCUCUUCGACAUCCAGCACUACAAGGGCGUGAGCCCCAGCUCGUCGGGCAGCAACACCCCCGACAGCAUCCCCUCGGGCCACCGCAGCCCCGCCCUCGAGCCAAUCAAAGAGGGCAAACUGGCGCCCGACAGCCCCGUCAUCAAGGUCUCCGACACCCUCAAACCCAUAAUCAAAGUCUCAAGUGCCGAAAACUUGCUAAAUAACUCGAAAAGCGAGCGCGACUUCCCCGACUACGAGAACAUCGACUUCUUGAAGAACGACUGCGCGUACGUGGGGGAACCCCAGAAGGCUAUAGGUAUAGAGAAGCUGGCCGAAACGAACAAGUUCAGCGUGAAUCUGCGGAAAGUGCCGAAGAACUUUACUCGGAAUCGGCUGGAUAAGGAGCCCGACGAGGGGGCGAAGAAGGUGUCCAAUUUGAGUCUCCAGAGCAUGAGUUUGAACUCCAUGUGUCCGUCGAGCGUGACGCAGAAGUUCGUCAAUAACUCCAUAGUACAAAAGAAGAGCAUCCCGGACGUGGUGUCGUCGACGUUGGGGCGGGCGGCGCCCCCCAAAUCCACCGCCAACUUCUCCAUAAACAAGAACAUUUUCAAGAACCCGGACAGCAACAACUUGUGCUCGUCGCGGCGGCGGUACAUGCGGGUGGCGGGCACGCCGCUGCUGCAGCGGCGCGCCGCCGCCAAGGCGCCGCCCGAGGCCGAGGCGAGUCCGGGGGUGAAGAACAUCAUCGACAAUUUCAACCGGCGCGAGGAGAUGGAGCGGGGGGCGUUCGGGAGGCGCUCGCUCAAGGUCGCGGGGAGCAAGAAGGAGGCGCCCGAGGAGUACACAAAUUUGUAAUUAAUUGAUUAACAGUGCUUUAUACGUUCCACAAUGCUCAUGUAAUCCAACAAAAUUACUAAUUAUUCUGUGAUAAAUCUGUUAAGUAUUACGAUGAAUUUAUUUUACAAAUGGAACAAUAGCGGUAUUUUUUAUUGUUUAACGUAGGAUUUAUGUGAUACCACUCACUAAUAUGUCGCUCAAGCAGUGUCGUAACAUGUAACGUACUUAUUUCCACAUUCCAUGUAUUUUUUAUGUUGUAAAUAAAACAGAGUAUUACACAA